Messenger RNA from Ascochyta rabiei, 2514 nucleotides. RefSeq names its product nucleolar complex protein 14. The transcript has a single exon. The record is from RefSeq and is a predicted model, not a curated record. Gene Ontology annotation, cellular component: nucleolus; Noc4p-Nop14p complex; small-subunit processome. NCBI's taxonomy places the organism in Eukaryota, Fungi, Ascomycota, Dothideomycetes, Pleosporales, Didymellaceae. Gene Ontology annotation, biological process: maturation of SSU-rRNA. The coding region runs from base 1 to 2514 and encodes 837 amino acids.
AUGCCGCCCUCGCAACUCAAACGGCUCAAAGCCUCGCUGCGCGACCAGGGCCUCACCGGCCCGCAGAAAUCCAAAAAAGAGAAGAAGGCACAGAGCAAAUCCGCCGCGCACCAGGCGCAGAAAGCCUCGGCCCUCGCUUCGAUCCGCGAGUCCUUCAACCCCUUCGAGUUCAAGCACCUCUCGCGGCCGCAGAAAUUCGAAUAUGCAACCACAAAUGCCAAGCCAAAAGUCCUCGGCCGGCCCGGCGUCACCAAGAGCGCGGGCGAGGAGACGCGCCGCAAGACGCUGCUACCGGAGAUGAACCGCAAGAACAAAACGGGCGGGAUUCUCGAUCGCCGGAUCGGCGAGAAUGAUCCCACCAUGUCGCUCGACGACCGCAUGAUGGCGCGGUUCGAGCGCGAGCAGCAGCGCAAGCGCGGCGGGAACGUGUUUGAUCUUGAAGACGGCGAGGGCGAGGUCGAGCUUACGCACGGUGGCCAGACGCUCAAGUUCGACGACGAGAUUGGCGACGAGGACUACGAUGCUGCGAGCGUCAGUGGCAGCGACAGUGAGGGCGAAGAUGGAUUUUUGAGGAAGAAGAGGAGGAGGGAGGACGGCGAGGAGGGAGUCGCCGAAGAAGACGGCGCAGAGGAUAUGCCUGAGCGCAAGAAGAGCAAGGCCGAGGUCAUGAAGGAGGUCAUUGCCAAGAGCAAGCUGCACAAGUACGAGCGACAGCAAGCCAAAGAGGACGACGAGGAGUUGAGGGAAGAGCUGGACAAGGAUCUGAACGAUGUCCUCGCCGCGCUGAGGGGCCACAUCAACAAGAAGCCAGAGCCUGAGAAGGUCAAGGAGGUCGCGCAGAACGACUUCGGCAUGAACGCCGACCGCGCUGCGCUGCUGGCCAACAUGUCGCAGGCCGGCAAGGACAAGGAGUACGAUCGCCGCGUGCGCGAGAUGCUGCACGACGAGCGGUCGAAGCCUACCGAGCGCACAAAGACGGCUGAGGAGAAGGCCAAGGAGGAAGCCGAUCGCUUGAAGGAGCUCGAGGAGAAGCGUCAGAAGCGUAUGAGGGGCGAGCCCACCAGUGAUGAUGAAGAGCCCGCCAAGAAGCAGCAGGAUGAAGACGACGACGAGGACAUGUCCGACAUCAACGAUGACGCCGCCGAGUUCGGCCUUGCUGCGCCGCCAGCACCAGGGCAGAGCAGGCCUGUUGGUGUUGACGACGAAGACGACUUCAUACUGGACGACGAUCUCGUCGCUACUGACUCGGAGGCCGACAUUUCAGACGAGGAGUCUGAGAGCGGCGCUGAGGUCGACGACACAAUGGCUAUGGACGAGGACGACGCCGACUUCCUGAAAGACGUAGUCGAGCAGCCCAAAGCCCAGUCCAAGGCUGUAAAGGGCGUUCUUACCAUCGGCGCCGACACUACAUCCUCCAAACUCGCAUACACAUAUCCGUGUCCGCGCUCGCACGAGGAGCUUCUCGAGGUCUUCAAGAAGGUUGCGCCGGGCGACAUCUCCACGGUCAUCCAGAGGAUACGAGCGCUGUACCAUGCUGGUCUGAAGGAGGACAACAAGAACAAGCUCGCCGACUUUGCCUGUGCGCUGGUCGACCACGUCGCGUACCUGUCAAACCAGACGCCCGCAGCACCACUGGCAGUCACUGAGUCUAUCAUCCGCCACAUCCACUCCAUCUCGCGCUCGUAUCCCGUGCAGAUUGCCACGCAGUUCCGCAAGCACCUCAAAGCGUUCCAGCUCUCCAACCAGCCCACACCAGGCGACCUGGCGCUGCUGACGGCCAUCGGCUCCAUCUACCCAACCUCGGACCACUUCCACCAGGUCGUCACCCCCGCCGUGACCCUGAUGGCGCGGUGGAUGGGCUUGACCACGCCGUCAUCUACCGGUGAUGUCGCAACCGGAGCCUUCAUCGGCGCGUUGUGCUUGCAGUACCAAACGCUGUCCAAGCGCUACAUUCCCGAACUCAUUCGCUACACAUCGCUCUGCCUGCGCUCCCCGCACGCAACCAAAGCGCUACUGAGCAGCCACACGCGCAACAUCCUCAGCGCAGCCGACAUCUGGAGCGGCUCGCCUUCCUUUGUGGAGAUCUUCAACCCCUUGCUCCCUGCCCUGCGUAGCGCCCACCUAACCUCCGCCACGCAGAACCUGCUCACGCGCCUCAACGCAGCCAAACUAGCUCGCCGCCCGCAGACGCUGCACUUCCACCGCCCGCUGCCGAUCCCGAGCCGCAUCCCCAAGUUCGAGGAGUCCUUCGACCCCACGAAGCACUACGACGCGGACCGCGAGCGCGCUGACGGCGCGAAACUGCAGAAGGAGUACAAGCGCGAGCGCAAAGGUGCCAUGCGCGAGCUGCGCAAGGAUGCGAAUUUCAUUGCGAGAGAGACGCUGCGCGAGAAGAAGGAGAAGGACAAGGCGUACGAGGAGAAGUACAGGAAGCUGGUGGCUGAGAUCCAGGGCGAGGAGGGGUAUGAGAAGAAUGUGUAUGAGCGGGAGAAGCGGAAGAGGAAGGGCAACUGA